Molecule: messenger RNA, 672 nt
Organism: Antrostomus carolinensis (chuck-will's-widow)
Lineage: Eukaryota; Metazoa; Chordata; Aves; Caprimulgiformes; Caprimulgidae
Product: borealin-2
Exons: 9
Coding region: 19-672 (217 amino acids)
Biological process (GO): mitotic sister chromatid segregation
Cellular component (GO): spindle midzone; chromosome, centromeric region; chromosome passenger complex
Source: RefSeq, a predicted model, not a curated record
AAGGAAAAUGUCCAGGAGAUGAGGAAAGAGCUCGAUUCGCUUCUGCAAACAGCGGAGAAGGCGUUUGCCGUGGAGCUGCUGAAGAUGCCGGUUGCCAUCAGGAAAAUGAAAAGGAAAGACUUGCUGCAUUUGCAAGGAGGGGAGGAAGUGGCUCUUGCUGCUGCAGUGACUGACUGCUCUCUAGAAGACAUACCAAAUCCAAAACUGGUGAGGAGCAACAGCAGAAAAGUUAAGGUGACUACAAUUGUUGAGUAUGAAGAUGCCAAGAAUAUUUCUGCGAAGAAAAUAUCUAAAAAAGUUUCCAAAACAAAGUCGUUGGUUUCAUUGGCCUCUGGUUUAAAUAGCAAACUGAACACUCUUAGCAGUGCCACCAAUUUCAAAGGCACAACGAAGGUAUCUAAAAGUGUUGGACUACAACAGACUGUCUCAAGAACUGUACCUACCAGUGGAAGAGUUCAAGGCAUGUUACUAAGAAGUAAAUCAGUACCCCAGGAUAAAACUGUUCCGUUUGUAAACAUUCCCCUGGCUGAUGGACAGACACUCUGUACAGCUGGUGGAGACCUCCAUAAUAUUGAUGUGCAACUACUAAAUCAAGAUACAGUACAGCAUAUUCAUAACUUAGUGAGUGAGCUGACUGUACUAUGUGGAAAAGCAACAGCUAAACCAAGCUAA